Messenger RNA from Cutaneotrichosporon cavernicola, 1536 nucleotides. RefSeq lists its product as uncharacterized. The coding region runs from base 1 to 1536 and encodes 511 amino acids. NCBI's taxonomy places the organism in Eukaryota, Fungi, Basidiomycota, Tremellomycetes, Trichosporonales, Trichosporonaceae. The record is from RefSeq and is a predicted model, not a curated record. The transcript has a single exon.
AUGACGCCCCUCUCCUUCUUUCCUCUGGGUCCGACCCGCACCAUCCCAGUCACAAAGCAUGUCCGCACCAACUCGCACAAUGUUGUGCCCGUAAAGCGCUCGCGCCCCUCAACUCUGUCAACCCCGUCGUCGCCGAAUGCGAAGAAACGCGCCCUCACAAUUGACAAGCUCACCCCGGCGCCAUCGAGCGAUGGGCCCGCCCCUGGCAUGGUGGCGUUCAAGGUCCCGGCCGUUCCGGCCCUGCCCACUCACAUGGCAUCGGCACCACCCACACCCUCCACCUCCACCAUUGCUGCAUCCUCCUCUCCUCGCCAUCGCCAUCCCGCCACUUCUCCAACCCGCCGUCCGCCCGCAAUGAAGGUGCGGCUGGUGGACGGCGAGACCCUCGUCUUUGGUCGGCACCACGUGCGUAAUCGCCCUGCUGUGUCCGCGCCACCUCCGGCUAUAGUUGAGAAACUCACAUACCCAACCAAUCCCGCCCGUACAAUUGUUCUUGACCGCGGCGCAUCACACGCAUCCCGCGUGCAUGCUGCCGCCGAGCUUCUCCCCACCACUCCACCCCAGAUACGUCUUGUGGUCGUCGGCCAGAAUGGACUGCGUAUCCGUAUUCCCGGCGGCAAAUAUCGCCGUAUCAGCGCAGGCAAUGUGCGCACCUUCCCCGCCGCCGCGUUCGAGAUCGAGUUCUAUGGCGCUGCCGUGUCGCUAUCCCUUGAAGACCCCGAUGAGACAGACGAGGAACUGUUCACACCCCCUAUGCUCCCAGUCGAACCUGUUGUGCAAACCGCGCCGUCUCCCCUCUCUCUCCCGCCUUCAUCGCCGCCACGCCCGGCGAUGAGCUCGCCCGCGCCGUACCUCGGCGACCUCGACGACGAGAUGGACGUCGAGGUCCCUACGCCAGCCCCCACACCGUUAAUGUCGCGCAUCGAACCGACGCCAAAGGAGAGCCCGCAAAGCGAGCGCUCCUCCUCACCUCUCUCUGAUAUUGACGACGAGCCCACCCCAAUUCAACCCACCCCAAUCCCAGCCAUGACGCCGGCGCCAGCAGCCAUUGCAGUCAAGCAAGAGAUGUUAGAUGACAAGCCAGUCACGGUCAUUCCCUUGAAGCGGGCGCAUACGCCCAAGUCGCGCGCCCCCACACCCCCUCCCCCUGCCCCCGCCCCAGAGGGGUUGGACAUGCCAGCCCUCCUGGCGUCGACCGUAGUCUUCUCCGGCUCGUCCAAGCUCUCCCUCCCCGACCUGGUCAAAAGCUUACUUGAGAGUCAACCCAACAUGCGCGUACAUGGCGACGAGGCCGCGUGGGGUGUCUGGGCGGCAGCCGAGCUGGCCGUCAACCCCAUGUUUGGCAAGAUUACGCGUAACGGCCGCGACAGUAGCGGCAAGCCGCUCGAGCCGCACUAUUACUACAACCCGGCCAAUGACCCUGAUCCGGCGCGGGCCAGCCAGCUCGCCGGCCUCGUUAGGCCCUUACGCGCGACGCAGCGGGGUGGUGGAAGGGCCAUUGAUUGGCGUCCCGUUGGGCCUGGGCGGCGGCGGUAG